AUGGAAUCAAGACGUGGUAGGCCACCAAAAGAAAAGAAAGGACUUUUUGCUAAAGACUUGAGUCAACUAAUGUAUGGUUUUGGAGAUGUUCCUAAUCCUGCACCAGAUACUGUAAAUGUUCUUGAGGAAAUGUGUAUAAAAGCAUCACAAGUAGCCGGUUCACGAAACAAAGUACGAGUUGAAGAUUUCAAGUUCAUUCUUCGCAAUGAUCCAAAGAAACUUGCACGUGUCGAAGAACUCUUAUAUAUGAGUGAGGAUAUAAAGAAGGCACGGCAAUCUUUUGAUCCGAGGGAAAUGGAAGUCGCUAAAGGUGCAGGAGGAGGGGGAGAAGGCAGCUCGAAAUUUGAAUUCUAA
This is a messenger RNA of Ambispora gerdemannii, 354 nucleotides long. Lineage: Eukaryota; Fungi; Glomeromycota; Glomeromycetes; Archaeosporales; Ambisporaceae. The record is from the annotation of a GenBank genome assembly.